Molecule: messenger RNA, 8786 nt
Organism: Schistocerca gregaria
Lineage: Eukaryota; Metazoa; Arthropoda; Insecta; Orthoptera; Acrididae
Product: kanadaptin-like
Exons: 10
Coding region: 4280-6709 (809 amino acids)
Molecular function (GO): mRNA binding; protein binding
Source: RefSeq, a predicted model, not a curated record
AAAUAUGGUGCUACAGAAGAAUGCUGACGAUUAGAUGGGUAAAUCACAUAACUAAUAAGGAGGUAUUGAACAGAAUUGGGGAGAAGAGGAGUUUGUGGCACAACUUGACUAGAAGAAGGGAUCAGUUGGUAGGACAUGUUAUGAGUCAUCAAGGGAUCACCAAUUUAGUACUGGAGGGCAGCAUGGAGGGUAAAAAUCGUAGAGGGAGACCAAGAGAUGACUACACUAAGUAGAUGCAGUAGGUACUGGGAGAUGAUGAAGCUUGCAUAGGAUAAAGUAGCAUGGAAAGUUGCAUCAAACCAGUCUCAGGACUGAAGACCACAACAACAACAUCAUGUGUAUCCUUUCAAAAAAAUGUCCUAAAAUAUUUGUGGUUGACCUGUAGUCAGAACUGUAAACAGGUAUGAGCUGGAAACAGUUAUUAAUCAUUUUUAGUAAUGCGUAUGGUGUAUUUUGCUGGUAAAUGUCUUUUCAGUGUAAGGAAUUACAAGAGAGAGACUGGGUGCACAAAAGUAGUGAUAUACACUUAUUCCAUUAGUUUAAAUUAAAAAUACAACUUCAGUGAACAAAAGAAAAGCUGCAAGCAGUAAUGAGAGAUAUUACUAAUAUUUUACAUAUAUGCUGGUAGACAUAGAUAUAAAAAUCAUGCUAAGAACAGUUCCAUAAAAAUGUUCAAUUAUAAAGAAGGAAAUUAUAUUUUUAAAACUCUUCCACCUUGCAUACAACUUUGUUAUCCCUGACUUCUUGAUCAGAAAAUGAAAUGAGUUCACUUAGAGGUGGAAGAUAUGAUUUUUUUCAUAGCGCUUUGUGUCAAGUUUAUAUAACCAUGCACUAUGACUUUGUAAUGACAGGACACCCUCCUUACAUAUGAAAUGGGAGAAGGCAGGCACAAACAACAUUUUAGCUACUGGGCCACAAAAGGAAUUCUGAUUCAGUAGGAGACAUGAAGUUAAUCUCAACAUCUUUAAAUUCAUGUGAUACCUGGGAAAUGUGUCUUAUGUACCGGUUUUCAUUGUAUUUGCAAGCCAUGUAUUGCCCGAUUUGCAGCUGUUCCAACAAAGCAUUUAAAGUGCUUCCAUAACAACAGUGCUCACAUUUGCAUUUGUUUAAAAUCUCUGCAUUAGAAAGGUAUUACUAGCAGUGACUAGAAAUUCACAGUGUGGAACUGGAAUAGUCCUUAUUGUAUUGUACUGAUCUUCCAAGAAGCCAUCACAUGCUUUGAUCUCCUGUGAAAAAACAAAAAAUAUAUUUCUUUUUUGUGGAGAAUUUCGUGUACAACAGUUUCAGAUUAACAAAAAUAAGUCUUUUUUGCCAGUGACUCUUCUUGUUAUUUAUCACGACAGUAACAUACCUUUUCCAUCCUUGCACAAAGUCUUGAACAAUUGUCAUUUUCAUAUAAUAUUACUACGUCUCAUUUCACUCGUCAAAGACACAAGGCUUCUGCCUUUCGGUGAGUUGUCUCCUUUAGUCCUAAAUAAUUCACAAUUAUAUAUAAAACAGAUUUUAACUGCUUCUGCUUUCUGGAAAAAUAAUUACAACACUACUGUGUUUAACUUUUCUUGCUACAUUUACCAUGUACUCUGGGACACCAGCAGUAGAUGCCACUCCAACAGUGCUCCGUGAAGAUGGAGCAAGCGAUAAAACUACAAUCUGUUCACAGCGGGUUGAAUUCUAUGUUUCUUAAUGAGGAGCUGUUUGCAACGGCAUUCCACAAAAUACAUGGCAUUACUAUGAUCUUUGUUUCUUCGCAAGAGAUCAGAUCGCAUGGAAGUUUAUUGGAAAACAGGUACAGUACAAUGAGGAGAGUUCCAGAAACACUAUAGCACCAUGUAUUCCUAGUCGUUACUACUAACACAGUUCUAAUGAAGAGUCUUAUUACACAGAUGAAACCAGGAGCACUGUUGCUAUGGGAGCACCUUAAAAUGUUUUGUUGGAACAGCUGCAAGUUGGGUAAUAUAUAGCUUGCAAAUAAUAUGAAAACUGGUACAUAAGACACAUUUUUCCAGGUAUCACAUGAAUUUAAAGUUGUUGAGGUUAACUGCAUGUCUCCUGCUGCAUCACAAUUCCUUUCAUGGUCUAAUAGGACAGAUGCUGUUUGUGUCCCCUUCUCCAAUGUUAAAUGUAAGGUGUAUGUCUCAUUGUUAUGAAGUUGCAGUGGAUGGUUGUAUAAACUUGACAAUAAGUGCCAUGAAAAAAUUAUAUCUCUCACCUUUAAGUAAACUCAUUUCAUUUUUGGAUAUAGAUGUCAAAGAAAACAAAGUUACAUGCAAAGUGGAAGAGUUUUAUAGUUUUAUUUUCUUGAUCUAGUAAACAGCCAUAGUCCCCCAGACAGGUGUUUUAUUUUCUUACAAUAGUGAACGGCCGUAGUCUCACAGACCUCCAGUCAAAAGGCUGGACAUACAAUAGCAGAAUAAGGGUAUGUUGUCACAUUUGUGCACCCAAUCUGUCUCUUGUAUUAUUAAGAAGAAUGGUUGUAACUAUUUUCAGAUCAUACCUGUAUACAGUUCUGACCUACGGGUCAACCAAAGCUGUUUUAGUAACAAUUUUUCAACGAAUACGCAUGGCUUUUAUAUACCAAUUCCCUGUAGUGAUUAAUGUGAAUGGUAUGUGUAAGUAGCUUUAUUAUUUUAUUCUUUACAAAUAAAUAGAGUGAGUUCGGAUGUUAUUCCUUGCACCUAAGAUUGGUACCAGAUAUGUAAACACUUAAGUAAAAAAAUCAAGCUUUGGUUGUAGGAUGUGAGGUCCGCCAGUAUGCAAAAUUGCAACUGCCGGACCUUACGUCCUACAAUUUUAACUGCAAACAAGUGGAGCUGCAAAUCCAAAUGAAGAAAGUCAAGCUGAGAUUCAUCUGUCUAUGCAACCCACCCCUCCCCCUCCUUGGACUUUGAAGUUCGUACCAUUGACAUUUGUUUGUUAAUGAGUCACCUAUAAGGGCAGGUAGGAGAUACUAAUGCCAAAUGAUUCUCAAUGUUAUCUAUAUUUAAUACUACGACUAAAGAGUUACAGUACACAAACUGAGGCCUAUACCGUUUCCUUGGACAAAGUUAUGAUUUUUUUACAUCACAAAUUUAAAUCACAGCAUGAAAAAAAAAAUGUUUUCCGACAUUCUUCAUGAAAAAUCUGAAUGACAUAUAGUAAUUUUUAUACAGUAUAUCACCUAAGUAGUGCCGACAUACUAGAUGCUUACAACUAUGGGUCAACUCAUUACUUAGUAACAGUUCUCUGAAAAUCUGGUAAUUGGUGUCCGACUAACGACUGAGUACACACAUCUUUCAAACCUGAAUUUAUCAAAAAUGGUUGGUUAGGAUAAUGCUAUUUGACAGUUGAGACAUGUAGGUAUCCAUGCACCAAAUUGACGCAAAUUUGAGAUGGUCGCCUUUAUCAUCCGUAGUAAGAUUACACGGAAUGACAUACGUAUAUCGUCAAAACAUAACAUACCACCUGUGGUAUGCAGACGUGCAGCUGUUCUUAAUAAAAUCGUGACAAUAAAUGACCUGUUCUGAGAGAUGCGCAGUCAAAUUUGCAGUGUAUGUGAUAUCAUAUUGCGAGCGUACAUAAAAGCACCACAAUAAAUCGGAAGUAACUGUAUAAAAAUGUAGUUCACAUUGGAUUGAGAAGCAGGGACUCAUUCCCAUUUCUAUUUCAACGUACUGUGUACUGAAAUAAUUAAUUUUAUUAAUUUUUUUUCGUUCAUGGUAAGUCCAAGCAAAUGACACCAACUUUCUAUAAAAGUUCAUAUGGUAAAGAAAUCUGACAAUUUCUACUGCACCUCAUAGCGUUGUUUUGAAUGGCAAUUGCUGAAUAAACAAAGCAAUGAGAAGAUAAAUCGGAAACAAUUUUUUGAACAGCUUGCCAAACGCCCCAAAAACACUCGAGCUUACAGAUUAUAACGCCGAAUCACAUCGUUCUCACUCUAGAUUUGAAAUAGUUCAUUAUGUUAUUCGGCAGGAAUUACAUACAUUCAGUCAUAAACUCAUGUGAGCUAAAACAAUUGCAGUUCGAAAUUUAGUUUUCACAGGGAUUACUGGAAAUAAUUUAAAAACUUUGACCAGGAACUUUCUUUGUGACCGAACAGUUUUGGAUUAUUUGUAUGCGAGAGUGAAUUGUUUAGAUAUGUCAAUUAGGUACUCAGUGCUGGACUGCUGUUGGAUUGUGUAAAUGUUGUUGUUUGUUUCUAGUGAAAGUGAAAAAAAAUAGAUUUUUUUAUGAUGAAUCCUUGAAUUAAGGUGGCUCUGAGUGUUUUUCAGUUUUUUCUUUUAUUGCGCGCAAGUGGAUAGCUAUGGAUGAGUUUGUGAGAGAAGAAUCCACAAUCAUUUCGCUCUCGGAACACGAAAAUUACGAUGUUUGCCAAGAAAUCAGGGCUGGAAGAAAAGGAGGAGAAGACGGGAAAGAAGAUGAAAGCAAUAUAUGUCUAGCAAAGGACUGUGCAUCAUUAGGAAAUAAGAAAGACAUAAAUGGAACUGAAGAGAAUAGGUCAGGAUUAAGGGUAAACUCUGCUUCUGAAGCAAAUCCAAGUGAUAUGGAAGGGUGUAAUGGGAUGAAAGUUGUCGGGCAAGAAAACAAAUCUGACUGCUUUAAAAAACCUGUUUUGGUGGUAGGCCCACGAAGGGGUAGAGGUGUGGGGAAAGUGAAAAAUUUUCAUCCAAAUGAGUCUACAAAAUGCGCAAGUGCUUCUCCUGAUGAGAAUGAAGAGCAGCUCGAUUGUGCACCAGACUUGAAUGUUUCAGUCAAAGGAACGAUUGAUUCCGAGAGCACGAAACUUCUCUCUUUAGCAUCAGCCCAGAAGUUGAAAGAGAAGCCUGUACCACUCCCCUACAAAGAACCAACCUGGAGUGGUAUACCGGAAGCAGAUUAUGGCUUUGAAGUUCUAAAAGAUGGAAGGAUUAUAGAAAGAAUUGAACUAUCUUGCAAGCCAUUCUAUGUUAUUGGCCGCUUGUCGACAUGUGACAUACAAAUGGCUCACCCAACAAUAUCGCGAUAUCAUGCGAUUGUACAGUAUCGUAAGGACGGGGAUGAUCAGAACUCCGCCGGAUUUUACGUGUAUGAUUUGGGUAGCACACACGGCACUUUUCUAAACAAGUACAAAAUUAAACCAAAUAUUCACGUGAGGAUACAGGUUGGUCAUCUGCUGAAAUUUGGCAACAGUACUAGGAUGUUUAUUCUUCAGGGACCAGAUACGGAUCAAGAGCAAGAAUCAGAGUUAACUGUGACAGAACUGCGAGAAAAGCGGAGAAUGGAACAGGAGGAACGAGACAAAGAGGAAUAUAUGCGUGAAAUGGAGGAGAAAAAACGCAAGGAACGUGAGGAAGAAGAAGGCAUUGACUGGGGCAUGGGUGAGGAUGCAGAUGAAGAAACAGAUCUUUCUGAAAACCCUUAUGCUGCUGCACCAAAUGAAGAUCUGUAUAUUGAUGAUCCUAAGAAGACCUUACGUGGAUGGUUUGAAAGAGAAGGAUAUGACUUGGAGUACAAUGUGGAAGAGAAAGGGUUUGGGCAGUUCCUGUGCACAGUGGAGCUUCCAAUUGGGAACGGAAUAAUUGCUGAGGCUCUUGUGAAGGGUAAAAAGAAAGAGUCUGUGGUGCAGUGUGCUCUCGAAGCUUGUCGUGUUUUGGAUCGCUUCGGAAUGUUACGCCAAGCUACUCACGAGAGCAGAAAACGAAAAGCUAAGAAUUGGGAGGAAGACGAUUUCUACGACAGUGAUGAAGACACUUUCUUAGACAGAACAGGAGCCGUUGAAAAGAAAAGGCAACAGAGGAUGCAGGCAGCCGGUAAAGUGCAACAAGAAGCGGAGACUUAUGAUUCAUUGCUCAAGAAGUACAAUGAAGUUCAGCAACAGAUAAAAGAAAUGGAAAAACAGUACAUCAUAGCAGCGCAGAAACUUUCUCGUAAUAGUGGUGAUUCUGUGGAUAAUGAUGAUGAUGAUAAUGAAGAUGCUCUGGAUGCAUACAUGACACAGUUGUCAUGUGGUAUUGUUGAUAAAAAAGCUGUGUCCAAUUUGAAAAUUCGAUUACAGUCACUCAGGAGUGAAGGUGAUCACUUGCGGAAAUUGGUGAAUAUUGCAAAGCCAGCCAGCUUGCCCGAACUCGUCCCUAGUGAAGAGCUAUCAAAACUGCAGACUAGCAACAGAGCUGCAUUAGUUGCCGCAGUCAAAAGAAAAGUAAAGGAAGAACAGAUGAGCAAGAUGUCCCAUAAAAUAAUACCAGAUGUUGAUUCAAAGUUGGAAGGUGUAGAAGAACAGGAAGAGGAAGAGGAUGAAGAGGAAGAGCAAGAACAGAAAGAAGCAGACAAAGAAGAACAAAAUAAUCGAAAGAGAAAUCAAGAUACAGGUGGAAAUCAUGACCAAAGAACAGUAAAACAAUCUGAACAGGAGGCUGUGUCAUUAAAUAGUCGUGGGGAGAAAAGAGAACAGCUUCACACAGAAAAGAAACCAUGUACUCUAGAUGACAACAGUGUUAUUGGUAAUGUUGUUCGUCCAAAGAUAAUUGGUCCCUCGUUGCCACCCAGUGUGAACUUAAAUGAGGGAAAAGAAGUAGUUGUAAAUAAAAAUAAGAAGAGAUCGAGGCAGAAAGAGCCUAAGAAUGUGAAGGGAAAAAUGGCACAGAAAAUGGACUAUGAUUACGAUGAAUCCAACCCAGAUUAUUCAGUUUGGGUUCCCCCAGAAGGCCAGACAGGUGAUGGUCGUACAAAGCUCAAUGAAAAGUAUGGGUACUAGAUUGAUUCCUGCCAUGAGUGAAAAGUUAUCAAAACGUGCACAGUUUUCCUCCCAAUGUAUAUGCACUUCAAAGUACGCUGCGAUAGUGCAUGUGUUACCUGUUGACAUACCUUGUUUGUGAUUCUGGAGCAGUUCUUUUCCCUUUCACAGAUAGAUAAUAAUUUGACAGUCUUCCUUUACUUGUAAUGAAGAAAUAAAGCAAGGGAAAGGUAAACAGCACUUCUGAGUGAGAUGAAUUUAUUAUUUGUAACUACAGUGACGCUAAAUUGGUACUGACAUUUAUGAAAUGACAGACUUCACAUUGACUUUGUUUCAUUGGAAUUAUAAACAUUGGGGUAAUUAUCAUGCAUGAAAAUUUUUGUUGCUUUUCUUUAUUUGUAAGAGUAUGCAUCACUGAGAUUAAUAAACAGAUAAGUGGUUAAAGAGGAUAAACAUUUGUAAUUUAAUUAGUUUCUCUGCAUUUUGAGUUGUUGGUGCCUUGAAUACUCUUUGUACAUGACAUGAGACUUAAGUGUUUGCAGCAAGAGCAGAAGAUUGUACCAUAACUGAAAUCAUAGCUUUAGUAGCUUACAGCACCAUCAGUGACAGUGUUCUGUUGGGACUGAUGUGAAUUGUGUAUUAUUCAUCUUAUGGCGUACAUUUGCAGUCCAUUUGGUCUGCAUAUAGGAGACAUGUAUGAAUUCAUCCACUGAGUAGUAGUACCUCAGUGUCAGUACCUCAUAUGGCUUUCUUUUAAGUGAACAUAAAUUCCUCUGCAUUAACUUGUUCCCUUUUAAUUUAUUAAAAAUUUCCAUUCCCUUGUAUUGAGAUCCUUGGGCAUACAGUCUGAGGUGGUGGGUGGGGAGCAUAAAAUUUUCUUUGUUUCUAGUAUCAUGUGAAUGGACAAAAUGGUUUCCCUCAAAUAAUUCAUAUCUGAUGUACAAAAAUGUAAUAAUCUCAUAUACGUAUAAGGAUGGCAGAGUUAAUAUUUUAAGUUUUCUAAAUAAUGGUCAACAUGAUUCGUUGUGAUUUGCAGUACACAUAUUUUGAAUGAUUCUGUAUUUUUGGUAUUUUUACUAUGUUUGCUGAGUUACCACAAAAAACAAUACCAUACCUAAUAAUGAAUUCGAAGUAGCUUGUAUAUGCUACUUUUUGUAUGUCCAUGUCAGUUGUAGUUGCCAAUAUUUGCAUUGCAGAUGCAAAGCUGCUCGGUUUGUUUGCUAGGCAUUCAAUGUGUGCCUGCUAGCUCAAUCUUUUAUCUACAUUUAAACCUAAGAAUUUGAGUCAACUUCUCCUAUACCUUAGUUGUUGUGUACAAUCUUAAUCUGCUCACAUUUUGAUUGUUUGGUAUAUGAAUGAUUUAUAAAAUUCUAAAACCCUGAAGUAGAAAGGAAAGUUAAAUCUCUGCAGUAGAAAUUGUAGCUGAAAAAGCUCUUCUCUUAAACAUAGUCUGUCAUAGAUGCCCGAGCAAAAAACUGUGCCCAGUAGUUGGAAGGAAACAUAGGUCACAUGUACAAGAAUGAUCUUCAAAUCAGCUGUCAGUUUAAAUGAAAUCUUUACGUUGUAGAAUCCUAGAACAUUUUCUGAGCUUAAAUGCAGUGUGAUAUGUCAAACAGAAUGACACCUCCAUACCAACCAGGUGAGACUCCAUAUACAUCAGUCAAAACCUAACUCGCACUUUUCACACACGGCAUUCUGAAAGCCAAAAUGGUAUACUGUUUCUUUUUACUACCAAAAGAGAUUUAUCAUCAACUGACAUGUUUUGGGAAAAUCCCAUCAUCAGUCUGGCAGUUUGAAAUAUCCCACAUAUUUUAUAAAUGUGAAUGUUUGUCUAUGAGUAUGUUUGUUAUUCCUUCAUACUGAAACAGCUCAAUGUAUCUGGAAGAAAUUUGGGAUUGAGUUACCGUAUGUCCUGAAUUAACACAAAGGUUUCUGUUAAAACUGAGUAGCACAAGAUGUUUAUUCAUUUGAAGAAUAUAACUUGAAAUAUGGAAGGAUAAUUAUGUUUGGAAAACCCUAUUUACUCUUUGCUUUUGAACUGUAUCAUAUUUGUGAAAAUGCUUUCGUUGUUUAAUAUAUCCUCUAUAACACAGUUUAA